GGGACAAGCCCUAUGGGACACAUCCAGGACCUAGUAGACUAGCAGGUACGACUUGUCUUCUUUGUGUCCUCGUCUGGGCAGAAGGCAGUUACUCAAUGCCACAGAAGCUGCUGCUUUAGAUGACCAGGGAGCCGUUGAAUGAGAUGGAGAGCACAGUUGAGGCCCUCCAGUCCACACCCUAUGACUAUAGUUCAGCAGAGCCAUGUGAGAAAGUCAACAUCAAGGAGCUGGGGGCCCAGUUCCUACCUCCCCUUUACUCCCUGGUCUUCGGACUUGGUCUUCUGGGCAAUGUGGUUGUGGUGGUGAUCCUUACAAAAUACAGGAGGCUCGGCAUCAUGACCAACAUCUACCUGCUCAACUUGGCCAUUUCUGACUUGCUCUUCCUCAUCACACUACCAUUCUGGAUUCACUAUGUCAGGUGGAAGGAGUGGGUAUUUGGCCACUGUAUGUGCAAGUUCGUCUCAGGCCUUUACUACAUGGGCUUGUACAGUGAGAUCUUCUUCAUCAUCCUGCUGACCGUGGACAGGUACCUGGCCAUCGUCCACGCCGUGUUCGCCCUGCGGACCCGGACCGUCACUUUCGGCAUCAUCAGCAGCGCGUUCACCUGGCUCCUGGCCGUGCUAGUGGCUCUCCCUGAUUUUAUAUUCAACAAGGUCCAGGAGGAGUCUGGGGAGUCCACCUGCAGCCCCCACUACCCACUGGAUGAAGAAGACACCUGGAAGCGCAUACAUGCUCUGAGAAUGAACAUCCUCGGCCUUGUGCUGCCUCUGCUGCUCAUGGUGGUCUGCUACACUGGCAUCAUCAAGACCCUGCUGAGGUGCCCCAACCACAAAAAGUACAAGGCCAUCCGGCUCAUCUUUGUCAUCAUGGUGGUCUUCUUUAUUUUCUGGACCCCUUACAACCUGGUCCUCCUGUUCUCUGCCUACCAAGUGGUCUUCUUCGAAGGCGACUGCGAGCGGAACAAACAGCUGGACCUGGCCAUGCUGGUGACGCAGGUGAUCGCCUACAUGCACUGCUGCGUCAACCCAGUCAUCUACGCCUUCGUGGGCGAGCGCUUCCAGAAGUACCUGCGCCACUUCCUCCACACGCACGUGGCCGCCUACCUAGGCAAAUACAUCCCUUUCAUCCCCAUUGAGAAACUGGAGAGGGUCAGCUCUGUCUCGAGGUCGACAGGAGAGCAAGAACUCUCUGGCGUGUUUUAGGCUGGAGUCAGCAGACAGCUUCCAAGCAGAUUCUUGGGCAGGUGACUCAGAUCUACACUGGCCUCCACACAAGCCCUCGGAAUGUCCAGCUUAGGAAUGAUGAAGUCUAGAUGCCAUGUCCGCACUGUAUGCAUCUCAGACUCCCCCGCAGAGCUGGGCUGGGCAGAGCUCUUUUCUGUACCAUGGCAAAAGCAGUGCUUUGCUUCUUUCUCUCAGGAGUCAUUGGAUUCUAGUGCGCCUAGAGUCUUAGACAGACCCUAACUGCCGCUACAAGCAGGCAGAUAUUUUUAUGUUUUUGACUUUCACUGCAUCCUGCUAUUGACAUAAAUAAAACAGAUUAUGCAAGAUACAA
This is a messenger RNA of Erinaceus europaeus (western European hedgehog), 1554 nucleotides long. It is a transcript of the gene CCR3, whose product is annotated as C-C motif chemokine receptor 3. The record is from RefSeq and is a predicted model, not a curated record. The transcript is spliced from 2 exons. Gene Ontology annotation, molecular function: C-C chemokine receptor activity. Gene Ontology annotation, cellular component: membrane; cytoplasm. Gene Ontology annotation, biological process: immune response; inflammatory response; chemotaxis. Lineage: Eukaryota; Metazoa; Chordata; Mammalia; Eulipotyphla; Erinaceidae. Bases 120 to 1202 code for a protein of 360 amino acids.